CUUCAGCUAAUAGACGGAGCACUCAACGCGUCGGUGGCUAGCGUGUCGUUCACGUAUUCUAGGGGCGAGCGCGCGCUGAGGGCGUCAUCUCCACUCCACCCCAGACACUUGCCGGGAUGCCUCUCCGAAUCAGACGCUUGGAAACCGGCUUCAUCCUAAUCAGCGCAAUUCAUGCAAUGCCGUCUACUGGCCAUUACCCUCUGGGUCCACCCGCGCUAUUUGCAGAUAUGCCUUACAGCCAGCCUAUGCCGCCCCAUAGACACGCUCGCGAUGCGUCCAUCCGGCCUUCCAAAAGACGUGAACUGCCCGUUCCCCAUGUGCCCACUUGGCGCGUCUGGCUGCUUCUGCUGGAACGAGUAGUGUGUGUCUUGAGACGGGCACCGGACGACUUUUGCGUAACAGCAAUGUCCCUCGAGGGGGGGUUGGUGGACCGGAGCUGUGCUGCGCUUUGGCUCCAUCCCACUCGCGCCAUGUUCCAAGUCCCGGGCGGUGUUUCGACGCGUAGAGCUGGAUGCAUGUCAGCGACGUGAUUCCCGGUAAUGCUAUGCGCGACGAGGCGCCCUCUGCACGCGAAGUCUGCUUCGUCACGCUCAAUAUAUCAAAGGUUGGGACACUCGUUGGUUCCCCGUGCUGUAUCCAUUACACCCUCACUCCCAGCAUUCAGCCUUUGCGCUCCACCAUGACCACUCCAUACGAAACAUCCAUAUUACUCCUAUAGCCUUGG
Messenger RNA from Bipolaris sorokiniana ND90Pr, 724 nucleotides. RefSeq lists its product as uncharacterized. Bases 117 to 530 code for a protein of 137 amino acids. The record is from RefSeq and is a predicted model, not a curated record. Lineage: Eukaryota; Fungi; Ascomycota; Dothideomycetes; Pleosporales; Pleosporaceae. The transcript has a single exon.